Messenger RNA from Durio zibethinus, 579 nucleotides. RefSeq lists its product as uncharacterized. The record is from RefSeq and is a predicted model, not a curated record. NCBI's taxonomy places the organism in Eukaryota, Viridiplantae, Streptophyta, Magnoliopsida, Malvales, Malvaceae.
AUCCCCAAUCAAAAACCCUCACAAUUCAAACCACUUCAAUCUCUCUCUCACUCCACCCUACGAUUCUUGAUAGUCGCUGUAAAAGAAAGUUUGGGUAGAAAAGAAUGGGGUUGACCAACUUCAUAUUAACAGUGGCAGGCGUUGGCGCGGUGGUUCUUUUACUGAGAAGCGACGUUAAACAAUCGGCUGCUAUUUUUAAGCGCAACGUUAAGCAUAUAAGGAGUUGGCUUGAAGAAGAAUCUUCUGCUGCCUCCAAGGCAGCUGAGAAGGCAAAGCCCAAGGAACUGGAGUCGAAGGUUCCUCCCAAGGAGAAGGACUAGUGUCUUUAUAGGAAGUUUGGGUUAUCAAUUUUGGAUAUCUAGGUUGUUAUUGAGAAUAAGUCUUGAUUAAUAUCUGUGUAUUUCUGCACUUCAAAGCUGCUUAAAUUUUGUUGUCUCACCUUUUUUUUUUAUGUUUUGUUAAUACACAGCCCUAUUUACUUAGUUAAUACUUUUGAGAAAUAUCAGUUUUAUUUGGAGCAGCAUAUAACUCUGUAAUAAAAGAGGUGGAGAAAGGAAGAAAUAUUCAGUUUGCAGAAAA